AUGAACAUGACCGAUAAGAAGAAAGAACAGCAGGAGAGUCUUGCGCAGCUCGUGCGCGACUUGGAAACGAAAGAGACUUUGUGUCACGUCAAGGAAUAUCCUGAAGUGGAACUAAAGAAGUUGAAUGAAUACGUGAAGAAACACGGUCCACUCGUGAACCCCGUUUUUGGUGAACAACCGGCAUUUUUCAUCGACGAAGGCCGCUUUGUUCCCUAUCGAAUGUUCGUGUACGGCAAUUCGAUAGUGACCACCAAGAUCAUAAGAAUCUUGGAUGAAUGGGCGAAGUGGUCAGGAGAUGGAGGCAGAGUAACCAUGCAAGGAGAGUUCAUUUCCGGCACUGAUGUUCGAUUGCCGGCAAUCGCGUACACGCCUCGUGACACACAUAGAGGCUCCCAGCGCAGCGCUCUCGAUCGAAAGAUGCGAAAUGAAUAUUUCAAGCAUGGCGUCCGUUUGGGUUGGCUGAUCGACCCACGCCCAGGUUAUCAGCACAUGUAUGAGUACUAUCUCGACGAAACUGGAGGCGUGCAAUGCUCUGACAACACUGCUUGGAGAGAUCUUAGUGGUGGCAAUGUUCUUCCUGGCUUCACGCUUAUGAGUACGGUUUUGGAGAUGGUCCUGAAUCAGGAUCCAGGAUCGUCAGAAGAAGAAGAAGUUGAUUUGGAAUGUCCUUAUCCAACAUGCAGACAACGAUUCAGAUAUCCUGGUGCUUUCACCGCUCACGUUGAAUGGCACCGUGCCGAACGUGCUCGUCAGAAGUAUUUAGCGAAACGAAUGUAA
Peronospora farinosa is the source of this 777-nucleotide messenger RNA. Lineage: Eukaryota; Oomycota; Peronosporomycetes; Peronosporales; Peronosporaceae. The record is from the annotation of a GenBank genome assembly.